UUUAAUUAUAUUAUUAAUUAAAAUAAUAAUACCGGCAAUAUAAUUUCUACGUAACCGCAAAAAUCAUGUGCUCACGAACCAUGUGCUGAUUGAAAUACAAUCACGGUAUAUUUAUGUAUGAAGUCAGUACUUAGUCCAAGGACUUGAGUUUAUUUAUUCACAAAUUGUCCAUGUUUCUUCAAUUGCUUCAUCAAUCAAAAUUUCAUGACUGCAGGAAUAAGGUGACACAUUCAAGAUGAUAAACUUAAGCAUUUUAAAGCAAUCCACAAUCGUCCAUCUGUGUUUUGCUAUAUCUUACUUCACAUCUGGCUUGAUUCUGACCUUUAUACAAGCUGUUUUAUACUUUGGACUCAGGCCGUUCAAUAAAUCUUUGUAUAGAAAGAUAAAUUAUUAUCUGGCAUACUCAUUUUACAGUCAAUUAGUGUUUAUGUCAGAAUGGUGGUCAAAUUCGAAGCUUAUUAUUUACAUUAAAAAGGAUGAAUAUGAAAAAUAUUAUGGAAAAGAACAUGGAUAUCUUAUAAUGAAUCACAGUUAUGAAAUAGAUUGGCUCAUGGGAUGGCAUUUCUGCAAUACUAUAGGAGUUUUGGGAAAUUGUAAGGCUUAUGCGAAAAAAUCCAUCCAAUACUUACCUCCUAUCGGAUGGAUGUGGAAAUUCUCCGAAUUUGUAUUUCUAGAACGGUCUUUUGAGAAAGAUAAGGAAACCAUAAAACAUCAGAUAUCAGAAUUAUGUGACUAUCCGGAUCCCGUUUGGCUACUAAUGACACCUGAAGGAACCCGGUAUACAAAGAAGAAGCACGAAGCAUCAUUAAGCUUUGCGAAAGAGAAGAACUUGCCACUACUUAAGCAUCACCUGACACCUCGCACCAGAGGUUUCACAACUAGCUUACAGUUCUUCAGAGGCAAAAUACCUGUUAUUUAUAACAUACAAUUAGCUUUCGAGAAGGAUAGUAAGACUCCGCCUACAUUAACAAGUUUGUUGUACGGCAAGCCGGUGAACGCUCAUUUGUACAUCGAGCGGAUACCGGUCGAGAAAGUGCCUGAAGACGAAGGUGAAGCAGCGAAGUGGCUUCAUGAACUCUUUGUUGUAAAGGAUAAAAUGCAAGAUUCUUUCUUCAACACUGGAGAUUUCUUCUUAGAGUCUGGUGUUGAACGAAGGGAGCCGUUCACAGUGCCCCCUCCUAUUUGGUCGCUCGUGAACGCCCUCGGCUGGGCCGUGGUCACACUCACCCCUAUGUUGUACUACCUGCUUGGUCUGCUGUUCAGUGGAAAACUUCUAUAUUUCUCUAUAGCCUGUGCUAUAUUUGGAGCAUUUUUCAUCCUUCUUCAAAAAUCUAUUGGAAUGUCUAAAAUCAGUCAAGGAUCUUCCUAUGGAACAGAAAAGAAGUAAUGUACCUGUUGCAGUAUUUGUUCUUAUACAACGUAUUCUAUACAAUACAUAAUACUUGUAUACUAUGGUUUAAAUUAAAAAAGGAAAACAAACUAGAUAAUACAUUGUAUGUACCAUCUUGUUUUGUUUAUAACAAAGCUACUGAUUGGCUGAACAUAAUGUAAAAUGACGAAAUGAGAUGCAUAGAGUGUAUUGUGUGUAAAAAUGUUAAAGUUGUACUUUAAAGUAUGGAUAAUUGUUUUAAAUAUUUUGUAAAGCCUCAUAAGGGAAGCUGCUAAUUUUUGAUAUAAAAAUAUUAAAGACUUGUGCAUUGUCUGGUUUGUUACAAGUAUUACUGUAACUGUUCAGUUUAUUUAUUGUUAUUUUUUGUUACAUAAAUAUUCUUUUGACACGUGUAGAUACGAUAAGCGUAUGUCUCGAUAUGUUGUAUUUUCCGCGCAAUGCUCUUUAUCUGUUAUUAUGUAAAGUUAAUAAUAUCUUAAUUUAUAACAACGAUAACAUUAAUCUGAGGAAGUAAAUGGAUAAAUUUAAUGUCUAGAUUACCUCAUUAUCUUGUUUCUAACCUUUAAACAUGUUACUAUCGGAAUUGAACCGAUUAAAUUAAUGAAAUAAAAUUAGGACUGAAUUAAGCGAAAAUUAUAGUAGUGUUUUAAAAAUAGACCAAAAUGAAUUAUUACAAAUGAUGCGUUCUGUAUUUUCUAUUUUUAUAAAAAAAAAAUCAUUUGGAGGUCGUUAAAUUCUAUUUCUCUUUUACAAAAUCAUGUUUAUAGAAUAGUAGAAGUUUACGUGGUGCAAUAAUCUUAUUAGUUGUGGGUUGGAUAAAAACAUGCUACUCAUAAGUAACAUAAACGAUUUUGUAUACAUGGUUUAGAUUGAUUUAUAUUCUAUUAACAUUAAACUAAAUCAGUUAGACCUUCAAAAUCUGACAAAGUUUUAAAAUGACGUCAAAGAUUUUAAUUUCUAUUGCGUCAACUAAAGUCGUACUUAUUAAUCUGAAAUAGCAGCCAAAUUAAAAAAGUAAAGGACUGUUAUGAAUUUAUAACAAAAUGCACGUAAUUUUUGUCCAACUUACAACUUAACAUCAAAAGUAAACAUUAGGUAGUGAAAUCUAAUUGAAUAUUUAUGCACAAAAUAUGAAUUGUACCAAGCACAAAAUGUUGACAACUAUUUAGAUUAUAUGUGCAAUUUUGUUUUGUUUCUAAGUGUGAAAGUGUAUUAAGAUUUAUGUUUUUUUACUAUUUUGUGUAAUGCCUACAAGUUUGAAAUACAUUACUAACUGUAACUAAGCGUGAAGGGGAUGGGAUGGAUAAAUAGAAACGUUAAAGCAUUUUCGAAUUUUAGCACAUAAUUUGUUUUGUAUGAAAUACCUAGAAUGUUUGAAGUAGGGCUGAAAUAAUAGUAAAGGUUUCAUUGUACAAACGUCAUGCUAAAAAUGUGAAACACGCACAGAGUGAAAUGUAUGGCUUUAUAAACGCGAUUGGACCUUUACUUUUAUUGAAACAACUGAUUUGCGUUUGCGUAAUUAGGAACAAUCACGCACGGCGUAACAUCACAUUAUAAUUGCGCCCAAAAAUGUAACGAAAUUAUAAGAAUGUAAACUAGCUCCACUAGUUCGUACUCAAUGAAUUUGUAAGAACUUUAAUUUCUUUUUUGUUUCUAUUCGCAUCGCUUGAAUUAAUAUUAAUACCUUGAAUGUUAACACGUUAUUAAAGUCAAUAAGGCUCAUGAUUUCUUAUUUUUUAGAUACAUUUAUUAAUUAAAACUAAAUCCUACAGUUAAUACCAAUAUUUUUGAUAUGUCUGAUGUACUUUUGAUUGGUAAACUUUACCCUAAAACUAACAAGAUACCUACUGUACCACUUUGGCACCUUGUAAAGACUCGCUGUUAUUAUCAUAUUUUAUUUGUUUCAUUAAAAACUAAUAAACUAAACCUAUGCUACUAGGUAUGAAGAUUAUUUUGUAGGCAAUGCAUUUAUUAAGUAUACAAAAGAAUGUUCAGACAAUUCAUGUUAUUGUUACAUUUUCUGAGAGAAAACUCAUAAGCUUUUAAGACUAUGGUAUUGUUGCUACUACAAACUGUAAAAUUAGUAGGAAAUAGCUUAUUAGAGUAAACUUUAGCUGACAUUUAAAGUUGAUGUGAUAAUAGACAGUAAAUAUGACAAGAUUAAACUUUACAAGAUGCAUCUGUUGGUUUCAAUUCUCAGUCCAUUAAUCCGAUUUGAAUGCUAGAAGAGAGGCAGUUUGCUUCAAUACUUAAUAUAGGUGUCUUAUAGUUUAUUAGGAAUCAUUUUUAAAUAUAAUGUAUGUGAUUACUAACGCCGUUGUCGCCAGCCUUUCGCAGCUUCAACGGAAAUGUUUGGCCAAGAAUUGAUCCUACAUGUGUGCGAUUUUUCAUGAAAUUGUGAUAUGCCAAAUUGACACGAUGAAUAUAGUUCUAUGAAUGUAGCACAAAACUGUAAAUUAUUAUAGACUCGUAUUUAUGGUUGGUUAUUUUCAUUUCAAUAGAUAACAUAGAUGUUGUAACUUUGUACGUAUGUUUAUUAUUAUUAAACUUGUACUACUUA
This is a messenger RNA of Spodoptera frugiperda (fall armyworm), 3950 nucleotides long. Its product is annotated as 1-acyl-sn-glycerol-3-phosphate acyltransferase gamma. NCBI's taxonomy places the organism in Eukaryota, Metazoa, Arthropoda, Insecta, Lepidoptera, Noctuidae. Bases 236 to 1387 code for a protein of 383 amino acids. The record is from RefSeq and is a predicted model, not a curated record. The transcript is spliced from 8 exons. Gene Ontology annotation, cellular component: endomembrane system. Gene Ontology annotation, molecular function: 1-acylglycerol-3-phosphate O-acyltransferase activity.